Rotaria socialis is the source of this 1197-nucleotide messenger RNA. The record is from the annotation of a GenBank genome assembly. Lineage: Eukaryota; Metazoa; Rotifera; Eurotatoria; Philodinida; Philodinidae.
AUGAUCGACGAAACAACUGAUAUAUCAAAACUGGAACAAGUUUCGUUGGUAGUGAGAUAUACUGAUGAUCAAUUUAAGGUACAUGAGCGGUUUAUGGGCUUUGCGAGAACAACGGAAAUGACAGGAGAAGCAUUAUUUAAUUUAUUGUUGGAAUGGUUGAAGAAAUUGAACUUAGACGUGAAAAAUAUUGUUGCCCAGUUAUAUGAUGGAGCAUCUGCAAUGCGAGGUGAAUAUAAAGGUGUACCAGCGCGUCUGAAACAAAUUGCACCGUGUGGAAUUUACAUACAUUGCAAUGGACAUAUAUUGAACCUGUGUCUAGUUGAUGUUUCAACUAGGGUUUCUUCAAUUCGAAAUAAUUUUGGGAUCGUAUCAUCAUUAUACAAUUUAAUUGAAAAUUCUGCCAAAAGGCAUGCUAUAUUUGAAGAAAUACAAGAAGAAGCUGGAUUACAAUCUUUGACAAUCAAACAGAUGUCUGAUACAAGAUGGACGUGUCGAUGGGAUUGUUUAAAAGUCGUAUUAAUUAGAUAUCCGCAAAUUAUUUCAACUCUUCAAUUAAUUGAAGCACCAGAAUCACAUUUACUUCUUCAUUCAAUGGAAUCCUUUGACUUCGUGUUUCAUUUGUUUAUUAUGUCCGAAAUAUAUCUACUUACGAAUAUUUUAUCAAAAUAUCUACAAAGUUCUCAAAUAUCUAUCAGUCAAGCGUUAAAACAAGUUAAAAUGACUGUCGAUACGUUGAAGUCGUUAAGAAAUGAAACAGAAUUCGAACGCUUUUAUUCAAAAGCAUUGCAAAUGUGUGAAGAAAAUGAAAUUGAUCCGCCGAAACUGUCAAAACAGUAUUCGUUAAGUUAUGAUGAUCUACGAGGUGAACAACGCUUAUACAAGACAAAAUUGACUACUUCUUCUCCAGCAACUUUGCCUGAAAUUAAAUCUUUUAUUCUGGAUAAUCAUUUAAAUGUUGGUUUGCCUGUUAUGAACAAAUUGUUCAAGAUUUUAUGGACUAUACCUGUAAAUACUUGCGAAUGUGAACGAAGUUUUUCAACGUUACGUCGAAUUAAAACUUAUCUUCGAUCUACAACAGGGGAAGAUCGUUUAUCAGGACUUGCUUUAUUGAACAUUGAACGUGAAGCUGAAAUUGACUAUGACGAAAUAAUAAAAGAAUUUGUAUCUGCAAAGAGCACCAGAAAAAUAGUAUUUUAG